UGGAAAUAAGGAUGUUCAGUUUGCAGUAAAUUCUGUUCAGAGCCCAAAGCUGAGCCCAGGGACCCCAGCAGCAUAAUCAAGGCCGUGAUUGAUGAGAUGUCAGCGACUGUUAGACACAGCGUGUGACGCAUCCAGUCACUGGGGACCUGAGUGUUUGUCAUAAUGUCACAGCACCUGCUGCUGCUGCUACCUUGGGGUGUCGGGGAAAGGGAUGCGCCUGACGUGGCCGUCCCCUCCCCCAGCGCCCCGCACGUGUUCGGAGGAAGGUCGCGGGGGCAUCUGCCAUCAGGAAAGACAAAAUGGAGCCACGCAGGGGAAAGCAGCAUGGGGUGGGGGAAGGUGGCGCGUUCCCGGCGCGGGGAGAGGAAGAACAGGUGCCACUCCGAGGAAGACUGCCGCUGCUCCCCGGGCCCUGGUAGCCUGCCCCGUGGCAGAGCUGCGCGCGUGCCGGCCUCCUGGCAGCGGAGCCCGCGGCGGAACCACCACAGCGAAGCAUUCUGUCCCCUCGCAGCUGCUAUCCCGAAAACUACAGGUCCUCCAGGAGGCCGAGAUAAACCUAGGCGCAGCCUUGUCUUCCGGGAGAGGAGAAUGUCUGUUUCCCCACGCGAAAUGAUGUUUAAGAUCCCGCCCGAGCCCCGAUCCCACAGUUAAGCAUCAACUGGCCGGUUAACGGGAUUGUUCUUCCGCUUGGCAUUUGCAAGGCAUGGAUUUUUCUCCGUUCUCUCCUCUGCCAAGUCUGCCUCCUCUGAGUCUCUCUGGGAGAGUAUUUGUAACUCUGCAGUUCAGUUUAAGGAAGGAAAAAAAGAAAAGACAAUUAAUUCUCCAAAGUAAUCAUGUGGUCUUUAAAAUAUUGUUAUGUAAAUCAAGCUAAGGUGUCUCUAAAUUCAUUAAGUGGGUUGGAGAGUUACUCGCCCUGGAGGGUCCCAGCAAAAUUGGCAGAGACGUUUUCACUACCCAGGUUAUGGUUGUUGACCUUUCCUUACGUCUUGCUUACACUUUCCUAGGGAGGCAGCAGGAACUCCGAGGGGCUUAUCGGAGUGGCAGAAGGAAAGCUCCCACUGAAAAUGCCUGUUAUGCACCUUCCGGGAACGGCCCUCCUCUUUCAUCUCCUCCCAGCCCCAGCUGGAAUUCCCAAAUGUAGCCUAAACCAGUACCAUACCUGCUAGACAAAUUGUAUAAAUUAGAUAUCCCUAAGAGGGAGGAGAAUUUUGGAUGGGGAGCAAAUAAAGGAAAUGGAAGCUGCCAAAA
This is a messenger RNA of Chlorocebus sabaeus (green monkey), 1248 nucleotides long. NCBI's taxonomy places the organism in Eukaryota, Metazoa, Chordata, Mammalia, Primates, Cercopithecidae. The record is from RefSeq and is a predicted model, not a curated record.